UCACUCUUUUCUCUCAGUCCUCUCUCUCUCCUCGCUUUCUCUCUCCAACAUACAAUUACAGAGAGCACAUAGCGAUAAACGCGCGCACGCAGAUACAGAGGAGUGGUCGUCUCCGUCUUCCUCCGCAUUAUUCGCUGCGUUUUGGACUCUUCCGUACUGGAUUGAGGAUUGAGGUCGCACGCAGAGGAUAAUGGCCCUCCGCCGUCCGGGGCUUCUCCUCCCCCUCUCUUUCUUCCAGGUGUUAUUUAUUCUGGGCGUAGCAUACGCUGCUCAGACCUCCGUGACGUCUAAUACUACGGCGGCGGGGGAAAGACAUUCGGAAGGGUAUUGCGCAAUGUAUGGCAUUUGCGGGCAACGUAGUGAUGGAAAGUACAUAAACUGCCCCUUCGGUACCCCAUCCGUUAAGCCGGAUGAUUUACUUUCGUCCAAGGUCCAAAGUCUGUGUCCAACAAUUACUGGAAAUGUUUGUUGUACAGAAGCUCAAUUUGACACACUACGGUCACAGGUCCAGCAAGCGAUUCCCUUUCUUGUAGGUUGUCCGGCAUGCUUAAGAAACUUUUUGAAUUUGUUUUGUGAGCUUACCUGCUCUCCAAAUCAGAGUUUGUUUAUCAAUGUGACUUCUGUAGCCAAGGUUAACAGAAACAUGACUGUCAAUGGGAUUGAUUAUUAUAUAACUGAUGACUUUGGUGAAGGGUUAUUUAACUCCUGCAAGGAUGUCAAGUUCGGUACCAUGAAUUCUCGAGCUAUAGAAUUUAUUGGUGCUGGUGCUAAAAAUUUUAAAGACUGGUUUGCUUUUAUCGGCAGACAAGCACCUUCUAAUGUGCCAGGUUCUCCAUAUGCCAUUAGAUUCCCUUCAAGUGUUACUGUGUCAUCUGGGAUGAAACCUAUGAAUGUAUCUACUUAUUCAUGUGGUGAUAAUUCACUGGGCUGUUCCUGUGGUGAUUGCCCUUCAGCUACAGUUUGUUCUAACACAGUUUCUCCGGUUUCCCGAAAAGGAGGUUCAUGUUCAGUGAGAAUUGGAUCGAUUAAGGCUAAAUGUAUUGACCUUGCUGUUGCUGUUCUAUAUAUUGCACUGGUUUCUGUGUUUUUUGGGUGGGGUUUGUUUCAUCGGACUAGAAAAACCAAGCCAGCUUCUGGGACAAAACCAUGGUGGAAUGUAAUGGAUGAUGGCGAAGUUCAUUCUAACAGGGAGAAGAAUGAGAACCCUCCGAUGCAGGUAUUUGAAGAUGCUUCUCACGUUAGAAAUGAUGUCCAACUUUCAAUUGUGCAAGGAUACAUGUCAAAAUUUUUCAGGAGAUAUGGAACAUGGGUUGCUAGGAAUCCAAUUAUAGUGUUGUGCUCAUCAUUGGCUGUAGUUCUUCUGCUUUGUUUGGGUCUUAUCCGUUUCAAGGUGGAAACAAGGCCUGAAAAGCUGUGGGUAGGGCCUGGGAGUAAAGCAGCAGAAGAGAAGCAAUUUUUUGAUAGCCACCUAGCCCCUUUCUACAGAAUUGAGCAGCUAAUAUUAGCAACAAUUCCAGAGGGUAAGCUUGGUAACUCACCUAGUAUUGUGACGGAGGACAAUAUUAAGUUACUUUUUGAGAUACAGAAGAAGGUUGAUGGAAUUAAAGCAAAUUAUUCUGGAUCCGCGGUAUCUCUUGCUGAUAUUUGCAUGAAGCCAAUGGACAAAGAUUGCGCCACUCAAAGUGUCCUACAGUACUUCAAAAUGGAUCCUGCAAAUUAUGAUGGUUAUGGUGGGGUUGAACACCUAAAGUAUUGUUUUGAGCACUAUUCAUCUGCCGACACAUGUAUGAGUGCAUUUAAAGGUCCUCUUGAUCCUAGCACAGCAUUAGGAGGCUUCUCUGGGAAAAACUACUCUGAGGCGUCAGCAUUUCUUGUAACUUAUCCUGUAAACAAUGCUCGUAGUAAUGAUGGGAAUGAAACUGAAAGGGCAUUGGCAUGGGAGAAAGCCUUUAUUGAGCUUGCAAAGGAUGAAUUGUUGCAAAUGGUGCAAUCUAGAAACUUAACACUUUCUUUUUCAUCGGAAAGCUCUGUUGAAGAAGAACUUAAAAGAGAAAGUACAGCAGAUGCUAUUACAAUAUUGAUAAGCUAUCUUGUGAUGUUUGCUUAUAUAUCUCUUACUUUGGGUGAUUCACCUCGUUUAUCAUCAUUUUACAUUUCGUCUAAGGUAUUGCUUGGUCUCUCUGGGGUUGUGCUUGUCAUGCUGUCAGUUCUUGGAUCAGUGGGAUUUUUCAGUGUUAUAGGUGUAAAAUCUACCUUAAUCAUCAUGGAAGUUAUUCCAUUUCUUGUUCUAGCUGUUGGGGUAGAUAAUAUGUGUAUACUGGUGAAUGCUGUCAAACGGCAACCCUUGGAGUUGCCUUUAGAAGGGCGAAUAAGCAAUGCACUUGUGGAAGUUGGACCAUCAAUUACACUAGCUAGUCUAUCAGAGGUCUUAGCGUUUGCAGUUGGAAGUUUUAUUCCUAUGCCAGCAUGCCGCGUGUUCUCCAUGUUUGCAGCACUUGCUGUUCUGCUGGACUUUCUCCUUCAAGUUACUGCAUUUGUAGCUUUGAUUGUUUUUGAUUUUCGGAGAACUGAGGAUAAGAGGGUUGAUUGUUUCCCAUGCAUGAAAAUUUCAUCAUAUGCCAACUCUGACAAAGGUAUUGAUCAGAACAAUCCUGGUUUAUUGACUCGUUAUAUGAAGGAGAUCCAUGCUCCCAUUCUCAGUCUUUGGGGAGUCAAGAUGGUUGUCAUUUCCAUCUUUGUUGCAUUUGCAUUGGCUAGUAUUGCAUUAUGCACCAGAAUUCAGCCUGGUUUGGAACAAAAGAUUGUUCUUCCCCGAGACUCCUAUCUUCAGGGGUAUUUCAAUAAUGUUUCGGAGUAUCUCCGAAUUGGACCCCCACUAUACUUUGUUGUGAAGAACUUCAAUUAUAGUUCAGAAUCAAGACAUACGAACCAAUUAUGCUCAAUUAGCCAGUGUGAUUCAGAUUCUCUUUUGAAUGAGAUUGCAAGAGCAUCCUUAAAUCCAGAAUCAAGUUACAUUGCUAAGCCUGCUGCUUCAUGGCUUGAUGAUUUUCUUGUGUGGAUAUCUCCAGAAGCAUUUGGGUGCUGUCGGAAGUUUACAGAUGGGACUUACUGCCCUCCUGAUGAUCAGCCACCUUGCUGCUCUCCCAGUGAUAGUUCCUGUAGCCUUGGUGGAGUGUGCAAAGACUGUACUACGUGCUUUCGUCACUCAGAUCUUCACAAUGACCGUCCCUCUACCACACAAUUUAAAGAAAAACUUCCAUGGUUCCUCAAUGCUCUACCCUCUAAUGAUUGUGCUAAAGGUGGCCAUGGAGCUUACACUAGCAGUGUGGAAUUCAAAGGCAAUGAAAGUGGCAUUAUUCAAGCAUCAUCAUUUCGAACAUAUCAUACUCCUCUCAACAAGCAGGUUGACUACGUAAAUUCAAUGAGAGCUGCUCGGGAGCUCAGUUCUAGACUUUCUGAUUCUUUGAAGAUUGAGAUAUUCCCAUAUUCAGUUUACUAUAUGUUCUUUGAGCAAUACCUUGAUAUUUGGAGAACAGCACUGAUCAACCUUUCUAUAGCCAUUGCUGCUGUGUUUAUUGUUUGUUUAGCUAUCACAUGCAGUUUAUGGAGUUCAGCUAUUAUUCUGUUGGUGUUGGCAAUGAUUUUAGUGGAUCUCAUGGGUGUGAUGGCAAUUCUGAACAUCCAAUUGAAUGCAGUCUCUGUUGUGAAUCUUGUAAUGGCAGUGGGCAUUUCGGUUGAGUUUUGUGUGCAUAUGACACAUGCUUUCUCGGUUAGCACAGGAGAUAAAGACCAGCGCACCAAGGAGGCUCUGGCUACAAUGGGUGCCUCUGUAUUCAGUGGAAUCACAUUAACAAAGUUAGUUGGGGUUAUUGUACUUUGUUUCUCGAGGACGGAAAUCUUUGUGGUGUAUUAUUUCCAAAUGUACCUAGCAUUGGUUCUUCUUGGUUUCUUACAUGGGCUUGUGUUCUUGCCGGUCUUCUUGAGCGUGUUUGGUCCGCCUUCAAGACGCGUGCCUGUUGAGCAGAGACAAGAUCAGACAUCUGUUUCCCCACAACUAUGAAGAUAGCGGAUUACUACCUCAGCCAGUUCUUUUUCGUGUUCUUUUACAGCUGAAUUAUUAUGUACGAACCGAAUAACAGAAAUAUCGAAAUAGUUGAAUAUGUAAAUUAUACAACUGCUGCUGCUGACAAAGGAACACAAAACAAAAAAGAGCAAGAAAAUAGUAGAUUUUGAGAUUUGUCUGUUUGGCUAGCAUCAACUUCCUUUGGCGUAAGUAUCAUACAUCAAUGUAUAAAGAUAUGUUAACCUUAGAACAAAAGAACUCAGAAAACUAUUCCGUUUA
Molecule: messenger RNA, 4342 nt
Organism: Malus domestica (apple)
Lineage: Eukaryota; Viridiplantae; Streptophyta; Magnoliopsida; Rosales; Rosaceae
Biological process (GO): sterol transport
Cellular component (GO): membrane
Molecular function (GO): lipid carrier activity; sterol binding
Source: RefSeq, a predicted model, not a curated record